Messenger RNA from Papaver somniferum (opium poppy), 2375 nucleotides. Its product is annotated as protein ACCELERATED CELL DEATH 6-like. The transcript has 6 exons. Gene Ontology annotation, molecular function: protein binding. Bases 208 to 2133 code for a protein of 641 amino acids. The record is from RefSeq and is a predicted model, not a curated record. NCBI's taxonomy places the organism in Eukaryota, Viridiplantae, Streptophyta, Magnoliopsida, Ranunculales, Papaveraceae.
UGUAGCAGCCACACAAUUAGAAAUUGUCUAUAUGUGUGACAAACUAUUUAUCAUUCAGCAAUUCUUGAAAAUGUCACCAAGACUCUCUAUACAUUAAUCUCUCAUCUCUAGUUUUCAGAUUGCAAAGAAUUCUCCCACUCUCUAUUUCUUUGUAAGUAGCGGUUAGUGAGCAAAGGUCACAGAAACAGUAGAACCAAAAACUAGACCAUGGAAACAAGCACGGAAACCCAGGGAGCGCUUGCGGCCGAAAUUUGCAUUUCUAUUGAGAAUCAGAGUGCAGAAAAUGACAUGAACUUCCAUGUAUACCGACCUUUAUUAUUACGCGCUGCGGUGGAAGGUAAGUGGGAAUUAAUGAGGUAUUUCGUAACAAAUUUUCACCGCUCAGUGGAAGUUCCAAUCACGACAUGCGGAAGGACUGCAUUGCAUGUUGCAACUGGUGCAGGACACUCGGUAUUCGCAUUAGAACUGCUCAAACAUAUGUCAGUGGAAGCACUUGAACUGAAAGACAGUUAUGACGGUAAUACGGCUCUUCAUCUUGCUGUUAUUGCUGGGCUUGAAGAAGUUGUUAAAGAAAUGGUAAAACUACAUAGAAACUUAACACGUAUAGACAACAAAAAGGGGUUAAAUCCACUAUUCAAUGCUGCUAUCCAUGUCGGUGUAGGACAUACAGAAGUAAUAAGAUUCCUUUGUGAUGUUAUAAUGGAAGAUGGAGAAUCAAGUUCUUUUCGAGGUCAUUUGGGAGCUCGACUCAUAUGCAACGUAACUCGUGCUGAUUUAUACGAACUGGCAUACAAUCUAAUCGGUAAACACCAAAGUUUAGCAACUGCGCGAGAUGACGAUGGCAACACUAUGCUAGAUGAGCUAGCAGAAAAGGGUUAUACGAUUCCAUGGCCCUCUGAUCCACCGCACUCGGCACUGUCUUUCCCAUCAAAUAUUCAGGAGUACGAAAAUACGGAUAAGCCAUCUACAUGUCUCAAAGUGCAGUACCUUCUCAACCCCGAAUUUCAGGAUUUUAGCCGUGAACAAUAUAGAUCUUCUAUUAUCUUGGAAUUGGUAAAUAAAAUUUUUGAGAAAAUUUCCUGCAUGAACGAGGAAGACAAGCGUCGUUUUUUCUACGAUUCGAAAUUCCUUAAAACUGCGGCAAAAACAGGUUCCAUUGAAAUUGUAAAAAAGUGCUUUUCAACUUAUCCGGAUCAGUUUUGGAUUCCUCACGAGGGGAGAAACAUACUUCAAAUAGCCGUCGAAAACAGACAAGAUAAUACCUUUGAUUACUUGUGCGGUCACAUGAAAGCAGAUGAGAAGAUUUUAACUACUUGGAUAGUAGAAUCAAACGGCGGUAAUAUAUUACAUGUUGCUGCGAAAAUUGCGCCUCCUGCUCGACUAAAUAUUUUUAAAAGUCCUGUCAUUCAAAUGCAUAGUGAGAUAAAAUGGUUUAAGAAAGUGGAGAAGAGGGUAUCACGUGCUUUACGAAAAAUGAGAAAUGAUCAAGGAGAAACUCCUGAAGAGGUUUUCACUCGGGAGCACAGAGACUUGGUGAAAAAAGCCGAGACAUACAUGCUACGGAUAGCCGAAUCAUGUCUAGUAGUGGCCGCUCUGGUAGCUACAGUUGCUUUUGCAGCACCAUUCACAUUGCCCGGUGGAAAUUACAGUGAUGAUGCAGCUAACAAAGGAAAGCCAAUAUUUUUGGAGAAAAACUCAUUCGUCGCAUUCAUGGUGGUAGAUGCUCUGGCUCUGUUUUCUUCAACUACGUCGAUUCUUGUGUUCUUAUCUGUCUUUACUGGGAGUUGUGCAAAAAAAAGUUUUGAGAUAGUAUUGCCGAGAAAGCUGGCCAAGGGUCUUCGAUUUCUCGUCGUGUCAGUAGUGAGUGUGAUACUUGCAUUUACCAUAGCUAUUUCCAUCAUACUUGGGAAUAGAUAUGUAUGGGCUCCAUAUGUGAUAGGGGUGGUUGCCUUUUACAGUACUUUCUAUUUAUCUUCGUACCCUCUAUGGUACUUGUUUAAGGAAUUGAACCACGUCUACGAUGAAGGCCCUAAAUAUGGAAGUUUAGGCGGACGUGCAUCUCAAUGGUUUCAUGUUCUUCAAGGUCGCAUGCAGUCGCUAGUGGGCUCACUAGCUGCCUAUUGUCCGAAGUAAAACUGGGAAUCGUAGAAAAUGUUAUUUCCAUUUGUUGAUUUUCUUUACUUACCGACCAAAAAGAAAAUGUGUAUUGAUAUAAGGUUUUUCAUAUUCUUAGUCUACGACUAUGCUUUUUUCCGAUUUAUCGGGUAAAAUAUGAUUCCUAUACUACUUGGUUAAUAGGUAUAUUUAUAGAUUAGAUAGUACACGGAGUGUGACUACAGAAAAAGAGAAGAAAUACACUACACUUUAUUCUUAUA